AUGUUACAAAUAAUAAAAAAGUUGUACUUGAGUGUUGUAGCAAUUCAAACUCGAUAUGAUGUUCCUUUGAAUCUAAAAUAUAGUGGUGGGAAGUCUUUUAUGCUAAUAUGUAUAGUUAAAGCAAAAAUGAAAUGUGAAACUAUGACUUUACAUAAAGCUGAAAAGAAUCCAACUGUCAUUCAUAAUACGAGGUACAACAGCUACUGUAUAAACCUUAGUAUUCUCAUCUACAGUAUAUUAAAAUUUUGCCACACCAUGUUAUGGAAUAAGGCAGACUUGCGUCACUUACGGGCUGUUUCCACAGAAGAUGCGAAGGCAUUUGCCGAAAGAGAAAACACAUAUUUCAUGGAAACCUCUGCUCUGGAAUCUAUGAAUGUGGAAAACGCCUUCACAGAAGUUCUUAGUCAGAUAUAUCACGUUGUCAGCAGGAAAGCUCUUGAGGUCGGUGAUGAUCCAGCGGCUUUGCCUAAGGGACAGACCAUUAAUAUUGGCUCUAAGGAUGAUGUUUCUGAGAUGAAGAAAGUUGGAUGUUGCUCUGUUUAA
Molecule: messenger RNA, 543 nt
Organism: Olea europaea var. sylvestris
Lineage: Eukaryota; Viridiplantae; Streptophyta; Magnoliopsida; Lamiales; Oleaceae
Product: ras-related protein RABA1f-like
Exons: 3
Coding region: 1-543 (180 amino acids)
Cellular component (GO): endosome
Molecular function (GO): GTPase activity; GTP binding
Source: RefSeq, a predicted model, not a curated record